AUGGUCAGACCCGAGCCAUGGCUAAACACAGCUGUUACAUACGUCGACGGCCCAACUGCGUUCAAAACCGGACUGGCGUUCUGGACGAAUGAGGGGCAACCAGGCAUCCAGACCGAGCACUGGACCACGAUACAGCCUGGACAGCCGCGCAACUCGGUGCGCAUUAGCUCCAAGGCGGUCUUCGGGGGAGGCCUCUUCAUCUUCGAUCUGGCCCUCAUGCCGUGGGGCUGCGGUGUUUGGCCAGCGAUCUGGACGGUCGGAAACCUAGGCACAUGGCCUCAAUCGGGGGAGAUUGACAUUGUCGAAGGGACCCAGAAUAUGACUGCAAAUCAGAUGUCUGUCCACACUUCGUCCGGGUGCACCAUCAACACGUCCAACAGAGUCUUCACUGGCAACGCACUCGAAACAAACUGUGAUUCGACCAAGUCGGGAGUCGGAUGCAGCAUUGUGUCCGACUCGGACACCUCGUUCGGGCACAACUUUAAUGCGGCCGGUGGCGGUGUUUACGCCAUGCACAUCACGACAGGUUUCCCAACCCCUUCCGCAUGGGGACUGCCAGCUGGAACCUUUGACGCCUCGAACUGCAACCCGUUCCAGUUUUUCCAGCCGCAGGUGCUGGUACUGAACAUCAAUAUCUGCGGCGACUGGGCGGGCAAUACCUACUCUCAGUUCAGCUACUGCCCGGGAACAUGCGCCUCGUACAUUGCCGACCCGGCCAACAUCCAGAACACGGUCAUGAUCAUCAACUCGAUCAAGGUAUACCAGCAGGGAGGCAACCCCGCAGUCGUUGGGCAAGCCUUUGACAACCGCAACUUGACUGGAGCGGGAGGGCCGGUUGUCGGCAGAGGCCCCCUGCGCUCACUCGCGAGCUGCACGCACACGGCCCUACCCAAGACGGCUGUCAUUCUUGUAUCCUUCAUCAUUUUGAUCAGCUAA
Vanrija pseudolonga is the source of this 936-nucleotide messenger RNA. RefSeq names its product putative glycosidase. Gene Ontology annotation, molecular function: hydrolase activity, hydrolyzing O-glycosyl compounds. Bases 1 to 936 code for a protein of 311 amino acids. Lineage: Eukaryota; Fungi; Basidiomycota; Tremellomycetes; Trichosporonales; Trichosporonaceae. The transcript is spliced from 11 exons. Gene Ontology annotation, biological process: glucan catabolic process. The record is from RefSeq and is a predicted model, not a curated record.